Molecule: messenger RNA, 1369 nt
Organism: Dermacentor andersoni
Lineage: Eukaryota; Metazoa; Arthropoda; Arachnida; Ixodida; Ixodidae
Product: guanidinobutyrase-like
Molecular function (GO): agmatinase activity; metal ion binding
Source: RefSeq, a predicted model, not a curated record
UCCGCCCCGCCGCCCUAAAGCGGGCGCCUGUCCAGCUGGUGGUUAGACGCCGUCGCUUGGCGGCGUGCGACGCAGGCGACGAGGGCGAGGAGCGGCAUCACGCCAGGCUCCGUUUACGUUGCCGUUCGCGCGCAUAGGCAACGCACACGAGCGCUGCGCGGCGCUCUGACGCAGGUUUGGCGAUGCAGCAACAACAGCCGGUGAAACGCGCGAUGCGGGCCCUGCUGCUGGUUCGGCGGCUGGCCGGCCACCUGCGAGACAGGCCGGGGCGACGCCACGGGUCCAACCUGAACCAGCCGCUGUCGGGCAACGACUGCCCGCGACCAGGCGGCAUAGCCACCUUCAUGCGCCUCCCGUACGCGGCCUCGGCGCACGGUCUGGACGUGGCCGUGUACGGGGUCCCCUUCGACUGCGGCACGUCGAACCGCAGCGGGGCCCGGUUCGGUCCCCGCCAGGUGCGCUGCGAGUCGUCGCUCCUCCGGCCGCACAAUAUGGCCACCCGCGCGGCGCCCUAUGACAACCUGCAGGUGGCCGACGUGGGUGACGUGCCGGUCACCAUGUACGACACGCAGCGCGCCGUGGGCGACAUAGAGCGCUUCGUGCGGGGCCUGCUGAGUCACGGCUGCGUGCCCGUGGGCAUCGGGGGCGACCACACCACCACCUAUCCUGUGCUGAGGGCGAUCAAGGAGAAGCACGGUCCCGUGGGGCUGCUGCACCUGGACGCGCAUGCGGACGUGAACCCGACCAUGAUGCACUGUGAGGUGGCGCACGGCACGCCUUUCUACCGGGCCGUCCAGGAAGGCCUGCUGGACACACGCCGCGUCGUACAGAUCGGCCUGCGCGGCUCCGUCUACGGGCCCAACGAGGAGCGAUGGAGCCUGCAGCACGGCUUCCACAUCAUCCAGGCGCAGGAAUGCUGGUUCAAAUCUAUGGUGCCCAUCAUGGAGACCAAGGUGCUGCCCGUGCUGGGCUCCGGCCCCGUCUAUAUAUCUUUCGACAUCGAUUGUCUGGACCCCGCAUUCGCCCCAGGCACUGGUACUCCAGAAAUUGGUGGUUUGACAAGCGCACAGGCGCUCGAGGUCAUACGCAGCUGCAAGGGACUCAACAUCGUCGGCGCUGACUUGGUUGAGGUUUCACCACCAUACGACACAAGCGGCAACACUGCACUGACGGCCGCAAACCUGCUCUUCGAGAUGAUAUGCGUGUUACCAGGAGUGAAGUGCCUGGAUUAGGAGCCAAUGAAGAAGAAAAAGAAAAGUUGUGCCAUUGCACAGCGUACAUUGGCCAGUGUGUAUGUGCUGGGUGCAGCAUAAGUGACCCGAUCGAUACUCCAGGCGUUAUUGUUUGUCAAUAAACUACGCGCACACAA